This is a messenger RNA of Myxocyprinus asiaticus (Chinese sucker), 3377 nucleotides long. Its product is annotated as transmembrane protein 269-like. NCBI's taxonomy places the organism in Eukaryota, Metazoa, Chordata, Actinopteri, Cypriniformes, Catostomidae. Bases 1493 to 2086 code for a protein of 197 amino acids. Gene Ontology annotation, biological process: phospholipid biosynthetic process. Gene Ontology annotation, molecular function: phosphotransferase activity, for other substituted phosphate groups. The transcript is spliced from 6 exons. The record is from RefSeq and is a predicted model, not a curated record. Gene Ontology annotation, cellular component: membrane.
AAUGUUGUUAACUAAUGGAACCUUAUUGUAAAGUGUUACCAGUUAGUGUAACACAACAGCUCUCUGGAUGAAAUGGGUGUUUUUAGUACAGUAAUUUAGCAAUACAAAUGACUGAUUUUCGCUGUGAGAGGUAUUGAUGCUUUAAUCUUCUUCUGGAUUUUCCGGGUGUCCUAUAAGCUUUGAUCACACUGGCAGUCCAUAUCCAAUUUUUCUGCGUAUCUGAUUAUUUUGAUUUAGCCUGCAUUAUUUAUAGAAAACCACAUGGAAUCCAAUUUCUACAAAUACGAUACAUUCUUAGGUGGUUGACAAUCCAUUUCUGGAGACAUUGCCUAAAUAUUAUGAUGUACAUAAGCAGAGGGAAAAUUUGCAGCUUUCUCCUCUUGUUGGAGAACUUAUUGAAAAGAAAUGUAUUUUCUGCAUCAUUACUGUUUUAACCAACAUAGAUUUGCCAGAAAAUUAACACCAUGCUUGAAUGCACAGAUUUGCAUGCUUAGAAAAAAACAGUGUGGACAAUCCAUCCUAAAGACUGGAUUUGUAAAACAAAUCGGAAUUGUCUGCAGUGUGAACAGAUCCUUUUUUCCAGGUCACUAGCUUGUCAGAUUAGAGGAUUAGUGAUUGUAGAUCGAUAUGUGACAUUUGAUUAUUAAAUGAAUAAUAACCCUUACCUCAGUGAUGUUCUCUCCCAAAACCUUUGUCUAUUAUAAAACCAUGUCAUUUUACUGUAUGUGGUAAUAGUGCUUUGUGGUUUUAGCGUAUGGAUGGCUUGUAAUUCAGAUGAGCAGUCAUUUGCAAUCAUACUUAGUUGUUUUGAUGAUAUCAAAUAACUGGGAGAGUAUUCCAUUCUGUUGGUAAGUGUAUUCCUUUUUACCCCACCAUGUAUUUUCUGAAUAUCAUGGUUAUUGUCUAGUUAAGCCAUUUUGAUCGCCCUUAACAAAUAUUGUUCAACACUAUUCUUUUUACAUUACAUUCAUGUUUUACUUUAGCUAUUCAUUAUUGGGGAAAGAAAAUAUUUUACUGUAUAUUUUUGACUGUAUAUAAUGUGUGUUUACAUGUGUUUAUGAAAUUAUUUACAUGUAAGUUUGUAACAUUAUUUUAUGUUUUGCAAACAUAUCUAAUGUUUGCAUAAUGUUUUUGGGGUGCCUUCUUGGGGGUAAUUCUGGAGUUAACUUUCAGGGGAAUUACAAGUAAAUUUGAGGGGUAAUUUUGCUACUUUGCUAAUUUACUCUAUUCUUGCUUUAAAUGGUUAUAAAUUGUAUUUUGUUUCAAAUACUGUUGUGCCAGUUUGUAUUUUUUGUACUAGGGCAUUGGAUAGAGUCAAGAUUAGAAUAUGAUUGGACUUUGUUUUUUGUUUUUUUUUUAAAGAACAUGUCAUUAAUACUGUGCAACCGUUUUCCAGGAUGCUAAUAAACUGCUCUUAAAGGAACAUGCUAAUUGGGUUAAUCUGAAGGAGUUUUUCCGUAAAAAUGCUGCCAACUCACUUUCUGUUGCCAACAUGGUCAUGGGAAUGGCCUCAAUCCUCUGCAGUCUCAAUGGCCAUCACUAUGCCGCGUGCUGGCUAGUUCUGAUCGGUUACCUGCUGGAUUUGGCAGAUGGAGCAGUUGCUAGGCAACUGAAUGCGUGCUCUGCACUGGGUGCAAAGUUGGAUGAUUUUGCUGAUUUUACAACAUUUGGAAUCGCAACAUCCCUACUCUUAAGGACACCCAGUUUGCUGGAUAAUAUCCUGUGCAUGUUCUACGUGCUAUCUGUCUUUGUUCGUCUCUGCUUCUUCUCUAGUGGAAUCCCCUUCAUGUACCGUGGCCUACCAUGUAUCUACUCCUCUGCCAUCCUAGCCUGUGUCUCCCUGCUGACUGGAGGAAAUAUGGCAGUACUGAGAAUUAUAGCUCUGGCCAUGAUUCUUUUCAUGGGCAGCCAGACCUUCUACCCACAUGACAGAGUUCUGGAGUCUCAGGCCUGGAAGAAGGUGGUCUACAUCGGAGGAAUUGCCAUGGUGUUUUGCUCUUCCUUCCCUCCAGCAUGUGUGUACUACUUGUUAUGGUCAGUUUCCUACAUAUUGUUUCCAACAGCCCUGUGGAGCUGCAAAGUGUGAAAAUGUAAUGGCCUAAGAGGCCAUUUCAUAAAGGCUAACUCUGCGGGUUUGAAGAAGAUCCGUGAAAUUUGUUGGAAAAUCCCCUGCUGCUUCAUGUGGACCAAUUAGGAAACUCUAAAAACAUUUUUUACCAUUUUUAAUUUGAGGUGAUGAACAUAAAACUGAUUAAAUCUACGUUGUCUAGAACGGACAUCUUGAUUGCUGCUAAAUAGCUGCAUUUGUUUCAGUGUUAGGAAUGAGAAAUACUCUUUGCCUCUGUGUUACACAUUUUAUGUUUGAAUGAUUGAAGCAUCAAAUGUUAUUGCACAGUUUAGGUGUACUUAAUGCACAUAAACUGAAAAAUGAAGAGGCAAGAAGCAGGGCAGAGAUCAUCAAAUUUGCUGUGGAAUUUAUAUUUGUAGAAUUGCUGCUUUUGGUUAUUGUUAAAGUAGUUCAGAACAAGUUUUUAAUGUAUAUCUAACGCAUCAACUGAUAUUUCCAUUUGGUGGAUAACUGAUAAAAAGCACAUUCUUUUAGAACAGUAAUAUAUAGGAAUAAUCAGUGUGGGAAUAUUCAAAACUCAGCUCUCAAUCAUAUUUAAAAUUUCUGCUUUCUUGCUUUAUUCUGAUUACAUUACAUUGCCCUUUAAAUGAAUUCUGAUUCUAACUACUCUAAAGGGAAUUGUAUCCUCUUGAUCUUUGUAAUUACAUAUAAAAACAUGACUAUCAUCAUUUAUUUUAUCUAGUGACUGGUUCAUUUGUGAUUACUGUAUGUCCCAUAUUGUAAGGUAGGCCUUCAAAACAAAUGCCAGGCAACAAUUACAAAAAUAUGGCAGUUUAAUUUGACAAGUGAGUUUAGCAUCCCCCUAGCAUUAUGCUGGAGUACGUCUGUGCAUGUUGGUCUCUGUUUUAAGGGGCCUUGCUUCCUCACUUACAGUUACUGUAUCUUUAAUGACAGUAAUUGCUUAUGUUUAGCGAGUGAUCUUCCAUUGGAUUUGCAUGUACCGUGUACAGGUUCAAUGGGAGAUUGUUACCCUGCAACAGGGUAACAAUGUAAGGAAUUCUGGGUUUCCCUGACUUAUAUUUGCUCUGGGCCCAUUUCAUAUUAAAACAUACAAUUUAAAAUUUGUUGUGGGCCCCCCUGGACCUGUGGGCCCCUAGAAUCAUUACCACCUUUCACCCCAUUAGCUACAGCUCUGCCCUGCAACAUAACUGUUUUAAGGCCUUGUUUUGUGUUCUGUGCACCACUUGUGGUUACCUUUUAUUAAAAUGUAGUGGUGUUAAAAAUAAAAUGCCCAGUCUCUUUUUCUUUC